AUGAAUUCGGACCCAUCCCCGACCCCAUCCCAUAACUAUGCUGGGAUAGGAACUCCAGCCUACACCACCCAGCUUCCCCGUCGUCUCCCACCUCAUCCUUCCGGUUUACCUAUCUCCCCUGGAGGUCGGACGAUCCAUAGCCAGACUUAUGUGCCCAAAGGUACGAUCGCUCAUCAAGGGUUUCUCGAUCUAUUGUCCUACGUUCCUGGGAACGGGCAGGAUACGAGGUGGGAUUGGGAGUAUGAUGAGCAAGGUCGCCAGGUCAAUGUUCGGGGUGAUGAUGUCGGUCGAGCUGUGGAGACGGUCGGAAGGAGGUACGAGGAUAUGCCUCCCGCCGCGUACCCAAGGGAUCCUCCAACUCGAGCCCAAGCACAACCUCGAGCUCGGAUGGAUCCUCCCGCGGGCGGACUGGACAAACGGAUGAUCAGUUGGCCCUUAGAUUUCCGACACGUCGCACACGCCGAAACGGAGGAAGAAGCCCUGUUCAUGCUCAUGCGAUGGGGAAUGGAUGGGAUGGGCAAGGUGGCCGAUCCCAUAUGGGCUCAGGCGAUCAAAGAUCUCGUCAAGCAAAGGGCGGCCGAUCAGCAGGCCAGGGCGAUAGCUCAGAGCAUGAUCAAUCGCGAACCUACGCCUUUCCAAACUCUGAGGGUUAUCAACGGUAUGCCCUCGUCGAUCUACUCCGAGGCGACCAACGAGACCCUGCGACCUCCUCCGGCGCACAUUUCCACACCAGGCAACAGUCCCACAAUGCGUGCGGUCGCCCUGACUGGAUCCACCCUUGAUAGGGAGAUGGGCGAGGGCUUGCAAGAAGUGUUCGCCACAAUGCCCUCGCGCUUGGUGACGCCAUCGUUGCCCACGUUGGAAAAGGCCACCUCGGUCGCAAUCUACUUCGAAACGCUCUACCACGCUUUACUGAAACCUCCCAAGUCGCUUGACGCGGCCCAUCCAAACAACUACAUCUUGAACCGUCGUCGACGAGAAUUGGCGCUGGAGCAAGAGAUGCAAAAGCGAAACUGCUCCGAGCAGGAGAAGACCGUACUCCGUGCCCGCUGGAGGGAAGAAGAGACGCAGGCCUUGCGCGAGAAGCGGAAGAAGGUUGGCACACUCAGUUUCGCCAAGCUCAAGGUUAUCGGACAUGGAGCCUUUGGUGUGGUCAGUCUUGUCAAGGAGAAGGAGACCGGCAAGUUGUUCGCCAUGAAGGAACUUCGCAAGGCCGAUAUGCUUCGGAAAGGGCAAGAGGGACAUGUCCGGGCGGAGAAGGAUUUGUUGGCUGCCGCCGCCAACUCUAGCGCGGGCGCGCAGUGGAUCGUCAAAUUGCAUUACAGUUUCCAGGACGUUGAUCGAUUAUACCUGGUUCUCACUUAUGAAGGGGGUGGUGAUCUGCUGAACCUGCUGGUUGAGCGCGAUACGUUCGAGGAAGACUUUACUCGAUUCUACAUUGCCGAGAUGAUCCUUGCCAUUGAGGCGACUCACAAGCUCGGGUUCAUCCAUCGGGAUAUCAAACCCGAUAACUUUUUAUUCUCCAAGGAAGGACACCUGAGGAUCUCAGACUUUGGCUUGGCAAACGACUUGCACUGGGCUCAUGACACUUACUACUACGAUCAACAACGACGAGCCUUGCUCAAGAAACACGGUAUCGAUCUGGAAGAACCGUCCAAGAUGAAACUCAAGACGAUGAAACGCCGAGAGGUCGAGGCUAUCAUGGGUAAAGACUGGUUGAACCAGGGUCAAGGCAUGUUGACGUGGCGGGACGGAAAGCGUCGCAAGCUGGCAAUGAGUGUUUGCGGGACGAAUUCAUACAUGGCGCCUGAGGUAAUUCGUGGUCUAGGUUACGGAUUCACUUGCGACUGGUGGAGUCUAGGGUGUAUCGCCUUCGAGUGUCUUUACGGGUUCCCUCCCUUCGUUUCGGGAUCUCGACAUCAGACUCGGCAGAAAAUCCUGAACUGGCGCGAAUCACUCCGCUUCCCGACGAAGCCAAGAUUGAGCAAGGCUUGUACAGACUUCCUGGCCAGCCUACUGUGCGAGCCGGAAGAUAGACUGGGUAGCAUGGCAACCGCCUCGACCAAUCGGCCCAAUAGUAUCAUGACGGCCGAAAGGAGUAACCCUUGGUCCAAGAGUAUAGGAGGACGGAAUGGACCUCGAAGCGGACUAGGUGACGAUGGGGCGGGCGAUAUCAAGGCGCAUUCCUGGUUCCGUGGCAUCGAUUGGGACAAUAUUCACUUGCAAGAGGCUCCUUACCAGCCCAACCUGAUCGACCCUGCGGACACGCGUCACUUCGACGAUGACAUUCCAAAUGAACCCCUAGCACCCCCAGGUGGAGCUCCCGCCCAUGCUACCAAGGACCCCAUGCUUGCCGACCGGAAGCACGGGGCUCAUAUCCUGGAUAUCAGAAAGCAGAUGGCUUUCGCUGGCUGGACUUACAAGGGGCAUAAACAGGAUAUGGAAGAGCGCUUCGAAGCGAUGAAUCAGGAGCGCUUGGACGUGGAUGAGGUUCUGGAAGAUCAACGUCCGUCUCGACUUACAGGGACUAUCGGAAGGAAUAGGGCGCUGUCACUGUAGAAGGGUAGCAAUUUGGCAUUUCUUAUAGGACAUUCUUACAGGACGAGUUUGAGCUUUCAUAAUGAUCCAUGUAGCCAGCGUAUUGACGAUACUGUAGACUGCAGCGAUGUAUACACGAUGUCAGCUGACAGCUAAUCUGCUUAUUCCAUGGAUUCUCGAAGU
Messenger RNA from Filobasidium floriforme, 2721 nucleotides. RefSeq names its product kinase-like protein. The transcript has 15 exons. Gene Ontology annotation, molecular function: ATP binding; protein serine/threonine kinase activity. The record is from RefSeq and is a predicted model, not a curated record. Bases 1 to 2559 code for a protein of 852 amino acids. Gene Ontology annotation, biological process: peptidyl-serine phosphorylation; intracellular signal transduction. NCBI's taxonomy places the organism in Eukaryota, Fungi, Basidiomycota, Tremellomycetes, Filobasidiales, Filobasidiaceae.